This is a messenger RNA of Prorocentrum cordatum, 951 nucleotides long. NCBI's taxonomy places the organism in Eukaryota, Dinophyceae, Prorocentrales, Prorocentraceae. The record is from the annotation of a GenBank genome assembly.
GGCCAGCUAUUGAAGGCUCCACGGGAGCAUCUAGUGAAAGUCCUCACAGACGCUUUCCAGAAGUCCAAGCGUGACGCUGCUGCGAAAGCCUCUGAUCACCCAGACAAGCUCGCUGGUGCUCUUGAGUACGUGAUAGACGAAGUCGGCCACGAGUCGAAGCAAGCAUAUAAGGUCAAGAUGAGCAUAUGGUGCUCGUCUUCGCUGGAAGCGCUCAAUUCGGAAGUUUUUUGGCUGGUUAUGGAAGUGCGCCACAGGUGCGGGGAGCCGCUGCGGCACUUUAGGGCAGUGCUGCAAAAACAUAACGAAUAUGUCCGCACAACUGGUGCAGGUGCGAUGGCUCACCUUGUCUGGGGGCAGGCGCACGCCAUCCAAUCCAAGCUCGAUGCGCUCCUCGACCUCGAAGCUUGGAAAGAUGUGAUAUCAGAUAGCGUGCCGUUGGGGCUACUGGCUACACUACAUCAGAUGGUGAUCCACAUGGCCCUUCCGACAGCUGCCGACUUUCGGCGGCGCGUGACAGAUCGAGUGAACGAUUGGUCCUGGAAAUUGUUCUGGCUGGCUCGCGAGGGCCCCAGCGUCCGCUGUCGGCAUCGCGAGGAGGUCGCCCGCGAGCUGCUCGACGCCGGCGACGGCGACCUCGAUGCACAGGGCGGCGGGGCCAGGAAGGUGAGGGAGAUAUUCAAUGACAACAUAUGUCAGUGUGCUGAGACGGGCUUGUGCGAUGUGCAUUUCUGGGGCUUUCUCAGGAUGCUCACGAGAAUGUUUCAGUGUGAUUCAGAAGAAUUAGAAUCGGUCAAUUCCCAGAUCAAACUUGUGGUCAAGAAAGCUCCGAGAAUUCAAUUGCCCCUUCUGAGUUGCCGCGUGAACCUGUCCAAAGCGUGCGGUCUCGGUACUUCGGCAGCUAGGCAUUCCAAGUGGAGUUUGAUCGCAUCCGACGUUGCCGCAGUGAAGCAG